Molecule: messenger RNA, 2106 nt
Organism: Nerophis lumbriciformis (worm pipefish)
Lineage: Eukaryota; Metazoa; Chordata; Actinopteri; Syngnathiformes; Syngnathidae
Gene: asrgl1
Product: asparaginase and isoaspartyl peptidase 1
Cellular component (GO): cytoplasm
Molecular function (GO): asparaginase activity
Source: RefSeq, a predicted model, not a curated record
CCUAUUGGCUGUUUGUCUGCGCGAGGUUGGAGAUUAAGGUAACAAACAUUGACCAGCGAAAUAAUGAGAAGAGUUUAAGGUCGGAGCAGCUACACACGUACAGGACCAUCUCUUCACCAGAUACAAGCUGUUGGACUUUGUUGCUAUUGUUACAUGACGGAGAAACAGCCCUUAGGAGACACACCUACAACAGUCUGCUCCUCAAGCAACUACAACUCUGGACCGACCGAAGCAAUGGAUCCUGCCUUGGAAAACAACACGAAUAUGGCGACGUCGCGCCAAAGUUUUUUUUUUACCUGACAACUUAACUGAGUUUACCAGCUCAACUGGAAGUACAAGUGUGCUAAAAGAUUCAGCCAUCCCGUCAGUCGGCAUCCCGAAAGCGGACAUUUUUCUACACGGGUGAUGGACCGGCUUCCUGUAGUGGUGGUCCAUGGGGGCGCAGGCAAUAUUCCAAAAGAGCGAUCAGACAAGUCCCGUUCUGGGGUUUGCUCAGCUGCGCGAGCUGGGUAUGUUAUCUUACAAAAGGGGGGCAGCAGCAUGGAUGCUGUAGUCGAGGCCGUGACCCAGCUGGAGAAUAACCCCAUCUUCAAUGCAGGAUGUGGGUCAGUGCUGACCGCUGGUGGGGAGGUGGAGAUGGAUGCUAUUGUGAUGGAUGGAAAAACUCUGGCUAGUGGUGCAGUUUCUGCUGUACGCAAUAUAGCCAAUCCUGUUCAGCUAGCAAGGCUGGUUAUGGAAAAGACGAGUCAUAUCUGUCUGACAGCACAUGGUGCAAAUCAGUUUGCUCGGGUCAUGGGCAUCCCAGAGGUCCCCCAAGAAUCCCUCAUCACUGAAUACUCCCGAAUGCGUUGGAAAAAGAACCUGGCACCUGAUGCCAACCCUGUGGAGUGCCAAAUGGGAAAGAUGGGAACUGUUGGAGCUGUGGCAGUUGACAUCGAUGGCAAUGUAGCGUGUGCAACCUCUACUGGUGGGCUUCUCAAUAAGAUGGAAGGACGUGUUGGUGACACAUCCUGCAUAGGGUGUGGAGGAUAUGCUGACAAUCAGGUUGGAGCAGUGUCAACCACAGGCCAUGGGGAGGCCAUUAUGACCGUUACACUUGCCAGACUCAUCCUGUUUCACAUGGAGCAAGGUCAAUCAGUAGAGGCAGCCAGCGACUUGGCCCUGGCUUACAUGAAGUCCAGAGUGCAGGGACUGGGCGGUGUGGUGACAUUGGAUCCUCAGGGUCACUGGGCCGCUCGCUGCUCCAGUCGUCAACUGGCAUGGGCUGCAGUCCAGAAGGACACGCUACACUACGGCAUAAACAGCGGGGAGCACUUUACCCAAGGCCUUGAUGAGCCCCACUGACAAAUGGAGACUAAUCACAAUCAUCUUUAACUAUGGUUUGUAAUCAUCUUUAACUUUCAUCAGAAAUCAAUUUUAACUUUCAUUAGUAAUCGUCUUUCAAGUACCAAAAGAGUGGAACAACUAGUUGCCUCUAAAUUAAAGCUAUUAUCAUAUAUAUCUGAUGUAUGACACCGAAAGACUUUCAAAGUUUGCGAGCAAAUAGAUCAAUAUAGUAUCAAUCUCACAGAGAUUCCCAAGCCAUUUUGAGAGAAAAUUAGCUAGCCAGUCACGGGCUCGUGUGAUGUAGAGGUAGGAACCGCAGACCUCUUCAUCACCAACAACUAUGCAAAUAAUGGUGACUUUGUGGGAGUCAACAACGAUUACUUUGGGAAAAAUUAUGAUCAGAAACUUAUAUUGUUGUUACUGAAUACAAGGAAGAUGAGCUACAAGUUUUAAAAGCUCUGCUACAAAGAUCCAGCUUUUGUAAAACACUAAGCAUCAUGAAGCAGUUUUGCUAAGUGCUAAACAAUAAAUACAAACUACAAACAUAAUGAAACGUUAGCUUACUGUACAAUGUCUGCUCUCACUGCGAUGACGACUGAUAGGAUGUCCAUAUCUUCCCGUUUCAAUGAAGAAUUAAUCAUGAUGCACACAAAGGGUUAACAAGGAAGUCACCCUGCAGACACUGUCUUCGGUUGUGUGUGUUGUUUCCAUCUCCGGGUAUACAUUUAAUGUCACAGAUGAACAACUUCCAGAUUAAAGGCUAAAUCCUCCUAAUAUCCA